AUGCAUCACAGUGCAUUGUGUCGUCGCUUCCGGGGAGGCUUCUGUCCUGAUUCCCAAACACUAUGUCCGAACGAGCUGGAGAUCCACCGGUGGGUUCACACGGGAGAACGCCCCUUUGACAGCUCCGACUGCAGCAAGCACUUCAAGACGGCAAAGGACCUGAAGUCGCUGCGCGACUGCGGCAAGUGCUUCACCCACUCCAACCACCUGCUGCUGCACCAGCGCAGCCACACCGACGAGCGCCCCUUCACCUGCGCCCAGUGCGGCAAAGGCUACACCCAGUCCAGCCACCUGCUGCAGCACCAGCGCACCCACACCGACGAGCGCCCCUUCACUUGCGCCCAGUGUGGCAAAGGCUUCACCCACACGCUGCAGGUGCACCAGCACACCCACACUGAUGAGAGGCCCUUUGGCUGCUCCGACUGCGGCAAAGGCUUCAAGUCAUUAAAGUACCUGAAGAUACACAGGCUCCUGCACACAGGAGAGCGCCCUUUCACCUGCAGCGACUGCGGCAAGGGCUUCACCCGCUCCACCAGGCUGCUGGAGCACAAACGCACCCACACUGCCGAGCGCCCACACAACUGUGCCCAGUGCGGCAAGGGCUUCACCAGUUCCACCAAGCUGCUGUCUCACCAGCGGGUGCACGCUGGAGACCGUCCCGUCCCGAGCCCAGUCUGUGGAGAGCGCUUUGCCAUGGUCUCCCACGUCCUGUCUCACUAG
Molecule: messenger RNA, 720 nt
Organism: Leucoraja erinaceus (little skate)
Lineage: Eukaryota; Metazoa; Chordata; Chondrichthyes; Rajiformes; Rajidae
Product: gastrula zinc finger protein XlCGF7.1-like
Exons: 4
Coding region: 1-720 (239 amino acids)
Biological process (GO): regulation of transcription by RNA polymerase II
Cellular component (GO): nucleus
Molecular function (GO): RNA polymerase II cis-regulatory region sequence-specific DNA binding; DNA-binding transcription activator activity, RNA polymerase II-specific
Source: RefSeq, a predicted model, not a curated record